AUGACAACAUUGCCGAUGGACGCCAUUCUACUGCUCCGUCUGGCCUACAUCAUCUGCGCGCUGCUGGUGCUCGUCAUUGCCUCUGUUCCUCCACUCCGCGCCCGCUUUCUUGAUUACGGCCCUCGCACAGCUCGGCAGAAUGAUGGAAAGAGUGUAGAGGAGUCGGAGAAGGGCCCGAAUUUCGUACUGGUAAUGUUGGACAAGGCCGGGAGCAUUUGUGUUCCCCACAGCUGGUUCACAAGCUUCUAUGCCGUCUCUGUGCUCUCCUCGCUUUUCUGGGCAUCGGAGGUGAUGCUGAAAGGCCCGUUCUUCGGUGCCGUCGCCCGCAAUUUAUCCCAUGGAAACACUAUGAGGUUUGAGCAGGUCGUGGUUACGUGGUUGUUGAUGUUCGCACAAGGCAGUCGGAGGCUUUGGGAAUGCUUGACCCUGUCUACACCUUCAAAGUCGAAGAUGUGGUUCGGGCACUGGGUACUGGGCGUACUGUUCUACAUCGGGACUGGGCUUGCAGUGUGGAUUGAGGGAGUCGCGACCCUUCAAAGCCACAAGUUCACCAUCAACGAUCUCACUCUGACAGGUCCCAACCCACGAACCAUUGUUGGUAUACUCAUCUUCAUACUAUCUUCCGGCAUGCAGCACGAUUGCCACGCCUACUUGGCUUCGUUGAAGAAGACGCCCAAAGGCGAAAACAAAUCCGAAUACAGACUGCCUGACCACCCAGCCUUCCACAUAUCUCUCACUCCUCACUACUUUGCAGAGUGCCUGAUCUACACAUCCCUAUCAAUACUGGCAGCGCCGCAGGGUGAGUGGUUGAACUGGACUUUCGUCGCAGCCUUGUUCUUUGUCGUGGUCAACCUUGGGGUCACCGCCGAUGGUACUAGGAAGUGGUAUCGAGAGAAGUUUGGGCAAGAGGCUAUCGCGGGGAGAGCGAGAAUGGUUCCUUCCAUCUACUGA
Messenger RNA from Ramularia collo-cygni, 951 nucleotides. Its product is annotated as related to 3-oxo-5-alpha-steroid 4-dehydrogenase. The coding region runs from base 1 to 951 and encodes 316 amino acids. Gene Ontology annotation, cellular component: endoplasmic reticulum. The record is from RefSeq and is a predicted model, not a curated record. Gene Ontology annotation, molecular function: 3-oxo-5-alpha-steroid 4-dehydrogenase activity. Gene Ontology annotation, biological process: polyprenol catabolic process; dolichol-linked oligosaccharide biosynthetic process. Lineage: Eukaryota; Fungi; Ascomycota; Dothideomycetes; Mycosphaerellales; Mycosphaerellaceae. The transcript has 3 exons.